Messenger RNA from Durusdinium trenchii, 1042 nucleotides. The record is from the annotation of a GenBank genome assembly. NCBI's taxonomy places the organism in Eukaryota, Dinophyceae, Suessiales, Symbiodiniaceae.
AGUUUCGGUUCAAACGCCGUCCGCGUGAAGGGAUCGAAUUAUUCGGAGUUGGCGUCAAUCCCAAUGGCACCACCAGCUGGAUGCCUGAACUUUGCCGCUGGCCUGAUGGGCCCACCCACCUUCACAGUGACAAUCAAGAAGAAUGCGUUUGAACAUUGUGGCUUCAGCAUUCGAUACAGCGAUCGGCUUCUGUUGGUCACCCGGGUCUUGGAGGAUACGCCGAUGGCCGCCUGGAACCAAGAGCACCCGACUCGCCAGGUGCAGUUCGGCUCCCGCAUCCGGAGUGUCAACGGAAAGAGGAACAUCUUCGACAUGAUUAUCGCGCUGCAGGAAUCCUCGGAGGUCCUUAUGGAGGUGGGGCUCCGAUUGGAGAACGGCCUUUUGAGCGAGAUGAUGGCCACCGACAGCAAGAAACCUCAGCCAUUGAUGUCAGAGGUCUUCGACUCGCUCCCCGAACGACAUUGUUCCUGUUGCACCACCACCUCCUGUGCGGUUUGCCUGGAUGACUUUGAAGAUGAACAUGUGGUGCAGCUGCCUUGUGGCCACGGCUUUCAUCGCGAAUGCAUUGCCUUCUGGCUCUUAAAACGUUCGCCACGUUGCCCUCUUUGUAUGCAAGUGGUGGAUGACCGUGUGUGUGAUGAGUCCUGCUCGCACGAGGAAGAGGAAAUGCAGCCUCGGGACGUGUCAAUCAGUUCGCCAGCAGUUUCAAGGACACCUUCAUGGGCGGAGCGCCGGCUUGGCAGCAGAGGGAGAUCCAGAGUCUGCGUGUCGAGAAUCUCCCUGUGGUGCCGCUCACAUGUUCUCGUGCAGCAGAUGGACAUCACCCGCCCACAUCGCUGCAGGAAAGAGCCAUCGAUAUCAUCCAAGAAUUUGGAUCUUUGUUCUAUUGGACUCCUCACUGAAUGCAAAAACCUCAGAAACCUACCCAGAAACCUUGGAAUUCCUGGGAUUAGGUUUUGCUGCAGCUCUAUUUUCACUAAUGUGAGAGGAACAUGUUGCUGCAAUUCAGUUGUUGCCAUAUGUGACAAGCACUAAAUUUGCC